Messenger RNA from Neoarius graeffei (lesser salmon catfish), 1602 nucleotides. RefSeq names its product succinate-CoA ligase GDP-forming subunit beta (gene suclg2). NCBI's taxonomy places the organism in Eukaryota, Metazoa, Chordata, Actinopteri, Siluriformes, Ariidae. Gene Ontology annotation, cellular component: succinate-CoA ligase complex; mitochondrion. Gene Ontology annotation, molecular function: ATP binding; succinate-CoA ligase (GDP-forming) activity. The transcript is spliced from 11 exons. The record is from RefSeq and is a predicted model, not a curated record. Bases 31 to 1329 code for a protein of 432 amino acids. Gene Ontology annotation, biological process: succinyl-CoA metabolic process; tricarboxylic acid cycle.
CAGCUGGACGCCUCUCACUUCCGGUUCAACAUGGCGGCAUCCAUAGCAUCCCGGGCAGUUUCUCGAGCGCUUCGCGGAACUGCGACCGGACCGUUAUUUCGCAACAGAAAUCAGCUGGCAAGAGUGAGCCCCAGACGAUGGCUGAACCUUCAGGAGUACCAGAGCAAGAAGCUGAUGCAGGAGUGCGGAGUGGCCGUCCAGCGCUUCUUUGUUGCCGAUACUGCUGCCGAGGCCCUGGAGGCUGCCAAAAGGCUAAACGCGAAAGAAAUCGUUCUGAAGGCUCAGAUCCUGGCAGGGGGCCGAGGCAAAGGUGUGUUUGACAGUGGCCUGAAAGGUGGAGUGCACUUAACCAAAGACCCGGCGGUGGUGCAAGAACUGGCCAACAAGAUGCUCGGAUUCAACCUGACCACGAAGCAGACGCCGAAAGAGGGCGUCAAGGUCAACACGGUGAUGGUGGCUGAGGCUCUAGAUAUCUCCAGGGAGACGUAUUUUGCCAUCCUGAUGGACCGCUCGUGUAAUGGACCCGUGAUGGUGGGCAGCCCGCAGGGGGGAGUGGACAUUGAGGAGGUGGCGGCCAAAACACCAGAGCUUAUCUACAAGGAAGUCAUCGAUAUUUUCAAAGGUGUUCGAGACGACCAGGCGCUGCGCAUGGCAGCUAAUUUGGGCUUCAAAGGGCCACUGGAGAGGCAGGCUGCAGAUCAAAUUAAGAAGCUGUACGAUCUCUUCCUGAAAGUCGAUGCCACUCAGGUGGAAGUGAACCCACUUGGCGAGACUCCCGAAGGACAAGUUGUGUGCUUUGAUGCCAAAAUCAACUUUGAUGACAACGCCGAGUUCCGACAGAAAGACGUCUUUGCCAUGGACAACACGGCUGAGAACGACCCCAUGGAGACCGAGGCAGCCAAAUACGACCUCAAGUACAUCGGCCUGGAUGGCAACAUCGCUUGCUUUGUCAAUGGUGCUGGCCUUGCCAUGGCGACAUGUGACAUCAUCGACCUGCAUGGUGGGAAACCGGCAAACUUCCUGGACCUGGGAGGAGGAGUGAAGGAGAACCAGGUGUAUGCAGCUUUCAAACUGCUCACUGCUGAUCCCAAGGUGGAGGCCAUCCUGGUGAAUAUUUUUGGCGGGAUUGUGAACUGUGCCAUCAUCGCGAAUGGCAUCACAAAGGCCUGCAGAGAGCUGGAGCUCAAGGUGCCCCUGGUUGUCCGGCUGGAAGGAACCAAUGUGCAGGAGGCGAAGAGGAUUCUGUCUGAGAGCGGGCUACCCAUCACUGCAGCUAGCGACCUGGAUGACGCAGCCAAGAAAGCAGUGGCUGCCAUCACCAAGAAAUAACACACACACACACACACACCGCCUUCAUUGAGCCUAUUCUUUACCCCAUACGUCCAUGCAGACCUGUCUGUCAAUCAAACAGCAGGCUCCUCCUACAUUAGAUUCAUGAAGCUCUCUUCAGAUUAUCAUCAUCAUUUGAUUAAACUCAACAUUAUCUUAGUUUUUGACAAAACCAGACCAUGUUUAGGACCGAACUCGUCCCUCGUCCCUUACACCGGUCACUCUCUAUAUAUAAUCCUUUCACCCGUUUAAUUAAAGUGCCUCCACUCCUCA